UGAUUGUUUACAACAAUGGCAACGCCUCUCGAUCUCCCACAGUUUCUCGGCUAUUGUCUUACGGUUCUCACGUGUAAAUGUGCGUUUUGCAGACCGGGUUGAGGCGCUGCUAAAACUGUAUUCGAUUUUAGUACAGUUACGCCCGCGGGAAGCUUCGUCGCUGUGUUUAGCUCGGCCGUGACUCACGCGCCUGUGGUUGAUUUUACGUGGUUUUUGAUGCUUUCAAUUUAUCAGUUUAUCAGUAGCAUAUAUUUGUACACUGUUCAGUGGAGGCAGGUUCUCUUAUAGGGCAUGGGCGCCCUAAGGCCUAGGAAUAGAACUGCCUUUAGUGCAUAGUAAUGUUUUCAGCUAUUGCAUACAAAUUGUCUACGACAUUUCUUGAAGAGCAAAAGGUGUGCGCGGCAGCAUCGAGCGCGAUGUCGAAGAAGCCGGCGGCGCAGCCCACGCUGCACAAGGUGAUCAUGGUGGGCUCCGGCGGUGUGGGCAAGUCUGCGCUCACGCUGCAGUUCAUGUAUGAUGAGUUCGUCGAGGACUACGAGCCCACGAAGGCCGACAGCUACAGGAAGAAGGUGGUGCUGGACGGCGAGGAGGUGCAGAUCGACAUUCUGGACACGGCGGGCCAAGAGGACUACGCGGCCAUCAGGGACAACUAUUUCCGCUCCGGUGAGGGCUUCCUCUGCGUCUUCUCCAUCACCGAGCCGGAGAGUUUCGAUGCCACGCAAGAGUUUAGGGAGCAGAUCCUGCGGGUGAAGAACGACGAGAACAUUCCGUUCCUGCUGGUGGGCAACAAGUCGGACUUGGGGGACAAGCGGCGCGUGCCGCUGGACGCGUGUCGCGAGCGCGCGCACGCCUGGCAGGUGCCCUACGUGGAGACCUCCGCCAAGACGCGCGACAACGUCGACAAGGUGUUCUUUGAUCUGAUGCGGGAGAUCCGCUCGCGCAAGUCGGACGACAGCCGCGCCGCCAACGGUAACGUGCGCGACAAGGUCAAGCGGAGAAAGAUCAAAUGCGCCAUAUUGUAGGUCGCAGCGCCCCGCCCCCCGCGCGUCGCGCCACGCCCCCCGGGCACUGCGCCACGCCCCCCGCGCGCCGCGCCACGCCCCCGCAGCCGCCGGAGACUCACGCGCCUCCUGUAUAAAUUGUAUCUAUGACAUUCGCCCGUUUUGGUGCUGGUAUUUUAUUGAAUACUGUUCCUAAUGAAGUUGUCUGUGACGUACGCGCCUCCUGUUCACACGACAGAACGUAACGAGCUCAUUGCGAACAGAAUUCCGUAAAUGUGUUUGUUACGUUAUGGAACAUUACGCUUGCGCGUUAUUUUGUAUUUAUAUUUAGUGUCUAAAUAUUUUUGAUCUGAACACGAAAUGCAUAGAUAACAUAGUUUUGUGAUAAAUGUAAC
This is a messenger RNA of Papilio machaon (common yellow swallowtail), 1396 nucleotides long. It is a transcript of the gene Rala, whose product is annotated as ras-related protein Ral-a. Gene Ontology annotation, cellular component: plasma membrane. Gene Ontology annotation, molecular function: GDP binding; GTPase activity; GTP binding. Gene Ontology annotation, biological process: Ras protein signal transduction. NCBI's taxonomy places the organism in Eukaryota, Metazoa, Arthropoda, Insecta, Lepidoptera, Papilionidae. The record is from RefSeq and is a predicted model, not a curated record. The transcript is spliced from 5 exons. The coding region runs from base 339 to 1022 and encodes 227 amino acids.